This is a messenger RNA of Pecten maximus, 1297 nucleotides long. Its product is annotated as putative ankyrin repeat protein RF_0381. Gene Ontology annotation, molecular function: protein binding. Gene Ontology annotation, biological process: intracellular signal transduction. The transcript has 3 exons. Lineage: Eukaryota; Metazoa; Mollusca; Bivalvia; Pectinida; Pectinidae. The record is from RefSeq and is a predicted model, not a curated record. The coding region runs from base 435 to 1262 and encodes 275 amino acids.
GGGCGAACAACAUUUCGAAAUGAUGGAUUCCAUGUCUCAUUCAGCUGCUAACGCGUGUGUGCAGACGAAGGGAGGUAACCUAUUCCAAUAAUUCGGUCACGAAUGUAAACAAGCCAGUUAUCAGCUGAUGAGCGCAUGGCUGUGCAUAAGCCACAACUGUUCGCCACGAUAACAAAAUAUACGUACAAAUGUUCUUCCAUGUGUUAACACCUGGAUUUCUGGUCACGUGUACAAGCAUUUAAAUUUCUUUGUUUGGUCAAACAGGCGGAAUUUUGAUGAAGCAACACUGGCAUAGUGAGGGCUACGUUAAUUUUCACUUUAUAUAGAACACAGAGGAAAGGGGGUCACGUCUGUACAAGGCCAACUGAUUAGGACUAUCUCAGUAGUGUAAGAGAGAGGAGACUGGCGUUUUGCUUAAAGAGAAAAAAGUCAUAAUGACCCAUAAAACGAACGACACACUGUUGUUUGACGCCAUUUUCUCUGGUGACAAGGUCAAGGUCAUGGAGCUGGUGGGGUUUGGUCUGGACAAGAACUCCGUGCUGCACUGUCCUGCACGCUGGGAGGGCGCCACAGUAUUGGGGGCAGCUGCAUGUUUAGGUCAUAUCGAAAUUGCCCAGUAUUUACUAGAGGAAGGCGCGCCGGUGAAUUUUACCGACCCAUGCACGGGUCGGAGCGCUCUCCAUUGGGCCAUCAUAGGCGAUCAGUACCAAAUGGCUAAAUUAUUGAUAAAGAAUGGCGCAGAUACCAACAUUGUUGACAAAGAGUCUAUCACGCCGUUACUUCGUGCAACAAUAGGAAGGAACUAUGACUUGACGAAACUACUUCUUAAAAACGGAGCCGACGUUAACAGAAAAGAUGCUCUGCAAUGUUCCGCGUUGCAUUACGCAUGCGUCCACGGCGAUCCGACCCUUGUUGACCUUGUAAUAAAGGGAGGCUGUAUUCUGAACAACAAAGCCGUUAUUGGUAAAGGCACACCACUUGCGAGUCUUAUACACCACAAUGACACUGAGUCCAUAACUUUACUGAUUGACGCCGGAUAUGAUCUUUCUAAUGAAAAUUGGCUUAAAAACCACAUGAGCUUGAAUUUUAAUGCCAAUAUUAUUACACAGAUGUUGGUUCAAAGUCAACAAAAUCCGUCAACACUCCGCACGUAUUGUAGAAAUGUGAUAAGGAAACAGAUGGGAGGGAGGAACGUACAGAAGAAAAUAAACACUUUGAAUAUUCCACCAGUUUUAAAAUCGUGCCUGUUGUUACAAAAUUGACAUGCUGGUGGUGCACCUGUAUGUUGUAUCCACUA